Closterium sp. NIES-67 is the source of this 3819-nucleotide messenger RNA. NCBI's taxonomy places the organism in Eukaryota, Viridiplantae, Streptophyta, Zygnematophyceae, Desmidiales, Closteriaceae. The record is from the annotation of a GenBank genome assembly.
UCAGACUGAACCAGUUAGCUGCUUGCCGCGACGCCUCGUUUCGUCGCUACCCGUGUGCGUAUCUAAGACGUGUACCGUACUGUAUCUGACAUCGCGCACUACUACUCCUCACGAGCUCGUUUCUCUCGCUGCGUCCGCGGGAGGCCAGCCGAGAUCAGCUGGUUCUGAUGCGCUCCUUAUACAGUAGAACCUAAUUCUAGCGGCUUCAGUGCACUGUAGGCCUUACACCGUUAUACCACGCGAGGCUGUUAUCGCGGAUGGACUCUCCACAGCCAUUUAAGUUAGUAGCUUUAGGUCUCGAACGGAUACUAAGUUCCUCUUCAGGCCCAGGCUCUACUAGAAGCAUGCGACGACCCACGCCUUCUCGAGGACGCACUUCAUUCGCGCUAUUAGGAUCGUCCACACAGCGUCCUCCACGUGUCCCAGUUCAACCUUCAACCACUCAUAAUCCUCCACGUGUGCUAGGCCCCUCGCUGUUAUUCAGUCGACGCCCCUUCCGCUCCUCGCUCUUCCUCCUCCUCGCAUUUCUUCUCAGCACCCGUUUCGUCGCCUGCUCCGUCGCCAAACCUCUUCGCGAUCCUUUUCGCGAGCCUUUUCGCGAGCCAGGCCGCCGGCGCCUGGCAGAGGACGGCCUCAGCGGUCUUCACGAGAAGCUCGGCGCGCUGUGGGACAUGGCCAGCCGCGUCUCGCUUAACGGGACUGUCAUUAUCGCGUCCUCAAAUGCAGGCUACGAGGACAUGUUGGAGAACUGGGUGUUGCAUCUGGAGCGGGUGGGUCUGGGGCGCCACUUCAUAGUCUUUGCGGCAGACAACAAGAGCCUCCACUUCGCCCAGUCCAAAUGGCCCGGCCAGGCCAUCCAUCUGGACUUGAGUGGGCAGUUUGGGGAGGAAGAGAAAGCGGACGUGGAGGGUGCAUCACGCAUCGGGUCGGCGGCCUUUCACCGCGUGGCGUCGCACCGGGCCGUGUACAUCCACCACCUGCUGGCCUUCGGCUUCUCUGUGCUCUACAGCGACAUCGACAUCGCCUUCCUCCACAACCCCCUCCCCUUCUUCCAAAAGCCACACUCCCUCCCCUUCUUCCAAAAGCCACACUCCCCACCUGCUGCGGCUGCUGCUGAAUCCUCCUUCCAGCCCAGCGGCAGCAGCGGCAGCGGCAGCAGGGGCAGUAGCAGCGACUUUAACAUAGGAAAUUCCACUCCUGGCGAUGGCGGUACGGACGCUACUGGCGACUUUGACAUGUUUCUCACGCACGACCACUACAUACAGCAGCCGUCGCCCUACACGGAGCCAAUUUCCCCCUCCCAUCUGAACGGGCAGCCGCUCUUCUGCAGCGGCUUCCUCUUCUUCCGCCCCACCGCCGCCACCAAGUCCCUCGUGGGCAACUGGGCGUUUCGGAUGGCCAAGUUGGGCCGGCAGGCGGGGUUGGACCAGGACCACUUGAACUCUGUCAUGCAGUGGAUGUUCCAGGGACGGGUUCUGCCUCGGCUGGGCGUGCUGCCGCCGCUGCAGUUCCCCUCGGGGGAGCUGAUGCAGCGGCACUGGGAGGUGUUUGAGGAGGUGCGGCCGAGAGUGGUGAUGGUGCAUGCGAAUUAUUUGACGGGGAAGGAGGCGAAGAUCGCGGGGCUGAAACGGGCGGGAGUGUGGCGGGUGAAAGAGGAGGGGAAUGCGACCACCGCUGCUGCUGCUGCUGCUGCUGGUGCGGGGCGGGUGGAGGGGCAACGGUCGGGGGUAGGUGAGAAGGAGAAGGCAGAGGAGGGGAAGGUGGGGAGGAAUGAAGAAGCGGGGGAAAAAGAGGGGGAGGAAGAGGAGGAGGAGGAGGAGGAGGAGGAGCCAGUGGAGGGGGCGACGCGGAUUAUGGGGGCUGCUGGCAUGGUGGUCGUGACUGCUGCCUGCGAGGGCCACGACGCGCUCUUCCACAACUGGUACACGCACAUGGGCCGCGUCCCCUCCCUCGGCAGCAUCGUCCUCGCCUCCGUGCCUCUUCAGAUGCGCACACCAGGCGGCCAUACGGUUGAUCGCCCCAAGGAGAGCAUCUCGCCCCGCGUGGCCAGAGCCACGUGCCUGCUGCUGCCGCCGCUCAUCAUCGCUCGCCUGCUGGCCGCCAAUGUCACCGUUGUAUACAGCGACGUCAGUUCUAUGUGGCUACGUGACGCGCGACCCUACUUCCCCCCAGCCUUCUCCCUCGUCCUGCCGUCCCUCACCGACCAAGACCCGCCGCCACAGCAGCCAGAGGGGCCAGGGGAACGAGGGCUGCAGGGGGCACAGGGUGCAGCAGAGAACGGGUCAGCUGUUACGGAGCAGAGAGGAGGGGAAGGAAGGCAGCAGAAAUCGAUGACCCCUGCACCCCCCACCAACACCACCACUACCUCCCUCACCCCGUCCCUCCUGGGGUCCCUCUCUCCCUGGCUCAUGGCGCUCCGCCCCUCCCCUGCUGUGCUAGCCAUGGUGCGGGAUUGGGCGGUUAGGGCUUUAAGGGGAUACCAGAAGGGGGCGGCAGCAGCGGCCGGGGGUGGUUCGGGUGUGGUUUCUGGUUCGGAGGUUCUCAAGACGGCUCUCAACCAGGCUGUGGCUGAGAUGGGGGGUUGUUUCCACCCGGAUGGCGAACGGUGGGGGAUAGGGCAUGGUUGGAGGCGCAUAGGAGGGAGUUGGUAGCAGUGCAGGUGAGCUGUGGGGAAGACAGCAAGCAGCAGGAGGUUUGCCUUCGAGACAUGAAGCUAUGGCUGUGAUGACAAGUUUUGAGAUGAGAAGGAUAGUUUAUGGUAUGGCAAAGGGGGUGUGGCUGGAGGUGCAUACGGGGGGACUACCGUAGAUGCAUAGGCGCUAAGGAUGGUGUAUGAGACUACCGGUAGUGGUGGGGACUUGCCGGUAGUAGUGGCACUAGAGGUUGGCUGUGGGAGGGCAGCAAGCAGCAUGAGUUUUACCUUGGAGACAUGACGCUAUGGUCAUGAUGGCAAGUGCUUGGGUUGGAUGGCUGGUUACCAACUUACCACAUGGCAAAGUGGCUGGAAAGAAGUCGGUUGCAGAAUGCAAGCUGCUGGCACAAAGACACGAGCGCCUCCUUGCAACCAUCCUGCACUGGCACGGAGCCAUGUAGCCUCCUCUCCACACACACAUUCUCGCGUGGGGUUGGGGUUAUUUCACAACGACCUCCUUGCAUUACCACUCUGUGUCCCAUCCCAUCCAAACACCACAUAAAAUGCUCGCUAGCAUGCCAUUGUUGCCGCCAUGGGUGUGUGACAAGCCAUGGGUGUGUGAUAGGACAUGGGUGUGUGACAGGCCAUGAGUGUGUGAUAGGACAUGGGUUUGUUACAGGACAUGGGUGUGUAACAGGCCAUGGGUGUGUGACAGGCAAUGGGUGUGUGACACGACGUGGGUAUGUGAUAGGCCAUGGGUGUGUUAAAUGUCAUGGGUGUGUGACAGGCCAUGGGUGUGUGACAGGUCAUGGGUGUGUGAUAGGACAUGGGUGUGUGACAGGCCAUGGGUGUGUGACAGGCCAUGGGUGUGUGACAGGAAAUGGGCCAUGGGUGUGUGACAAGCCAUGGGUGUGUGAUAGGACAUGGGUGUGUGACAGGCCAUGAGUGUGUGAUAGGACAUGGGUUUGUUACAGGACAUGGGUGUGUAACAGGCCAUGGGUGUGUGACAGGCAAUGGGUGUGUGACACGACGUGGGUAUGUGAUAGGCCAUGGGUGUGUUAAAUGUCAUGGGUGUGUGACAGGCCAUGGGUGUGUGACAGGUCAUGGGUGUGUGAUAGGACAUGGGUGUGUGACAGGCCAUGGGUGUGUGACAGGCCAUGGGUGUGUGACAGGAAAUGGGUGUGUGA